GUCAUCAAGCGUUUGCAUAUGAAUGCAAUGCGCAUUGGACUGCCCAGUGCAGAGACACUGCAAGGUGGAUCCUUGAAAGCUUUGGUUGUGACGGUGCUCCUGAGUGCGUUUAUGUUCCAGCUGCUGAGGACUGUUGGACUGAGGGCGUUUUCCAUGGCAUCUGAGACGUACACGUCUGGCACACACUCUGCGGCCUUCGUCACUUGUCCUAAUGACACAGUGGCUAAAGACCUGGCGAGAGGCAUUGUGGAAAGGAAGCUAGCUGCGUGCGUCAACAUUGUCCCAGCGAUCCAAUCUGUAUAUGAAUGGCAGGGUAAGAUUGAAGAGGACAACGAGGUUCUGCUGAUGAUUAAAACCAGAAGCUCCAAAGUGCCGGCUCUUGCUGAAUAUGUCCGCUCUAACCAUCCUUAUGAAGUGGCCGAGGUCAUCAGCCUGCCUAUUGACCAGGGCAACCCGCCCUACCUCAAGUGGAUAGGAGACGUUGUCCCUGAGUAAGGAUGGACUGGUGGACGAGUGGAUCAACUGAUUGCUGGAUGGAUGUAAAAACUGAUCUGAGAACAUGUGAAAUUACCCUUACUAUUUCCCUCAAAGACACAUCCACUGCUUAGACACACUCAAGACACUAUACAAAUCUGUAAUGCUAUGACCAGCUGCAUAAAACCAAGACAUACGAGACAAAGUGGCCAUAAAGUUACACACUGGGUGUUAUGAAAUGAUUAGAAUUGUUCCUUUUUUGUUUGUUCCAGCCAUCAUUUAACACUUGUUUACCACUAGAGGGCAGCCUUGGUCUUUAAUUUUCAAAGUUAAGCAGGUGCAGAAUAAACUGUGCUACAGUUGUGUCUUGUUGGAAGCUGCCACUAACAGACAUCAGUUAUAUUAGUGGUUGUUUUGUAAAAGAAGCAUUUUUGCAAUAAAGUGGAGCAUUUUUUUUUUA
Dicentrarchus labrax (European seabass) is the source of this 934-nucleotide messenger RNA. Its product is annotated as protein CutA homolog. NCBI's taxonomy places the organism in Eukaryota, Metazoa, Chordata, Actinopteri, Moronidae. The coding region runs from base 19 to 495 and encodes 158 amino acids. The transcript has 7 exons. The record is from RefSeq and is a predicted model, not a curated record. Gene Ontology annotation, molecular function: copper ion binding. Gene Ontology annotation, biological process: response to metal ion.